Messenger RNA from Symbiodinium natans, 3765 nucleotides. The record is from the annotation of a GenBank genome assembly. Lineage: Eukaryota; Dinophyceae; Suessiales; Symbiodiniaceae.
AUGAAUUCGCCGAUCUUGAGCAGUGCCUCGGUUUCUGAACGCCCGAAGCAGCCGCAGACUGACACGGCGCUUGAAGUUCAAUGUGGCUUACAGAGGAAAAGUAGCAUCAGUCGGCUGAAGGAGUUCUACUUACGAAGGCUUUCGCAAAGCGAAACUGCUGCAGUUUCACGUCUACGGGCGAAGUCGGCAACCUUUUCAAGUCCGCGAUGGUCACCAAGGACCUCUGGCAUUGAGACAGAAUGGGAUGCGGCCAGCAGCAAAGGCUUCAGCAAGGCGUCUGAGACCGGCUCCAGUGAUGUGCAGACGUCUCCAUCUUCCAGACUGCAAGAGAGUACCAAAGCUGUACCUCGCAAAAGUAUGACAGACCUUGAUGCAAAGCUCGAAGCUGUAAUGGCCGGCCUGGAAAGCAGGAUUCUGGAAUGCCUGGAGCCGAAUGCAAUGCGUCAUCUGAAGCAGCUCAGGCGCCACCUCGAAACGGCGUUGCGCUGGACCACCUCACCAGAGAUCAGUGUGAUCGGAGAACAAACCGCUCAGCAGGUGAAGCAAUUGAAUGGAACAGCUCGCGUCUUGGCCCCCGGAAUUUACGUGUUCUCCAAGCGUGCCGAGCAUCUCAUUGUCAAGAAGGAGAGAAUUCUGAAGAAAAUGGCCAGCAACAUGACGAGUGAUGCAGCAAGUGUCCACAGAAACCGCUUGGCAGACAGCCUGCCAGAUUUGAGAGUCCCGGCAUCCCAGUACCGCGCGGCGUCGACCAUUGUUAGUGAGCUGGACAGUGAGUGCGGGACUGGCACCGCCACCAUGUAUGCCGAGUAUGCCGACACCGUCACAUGGGAUGCGUGGGAUGGCCCGGACGUUGGCAAUAUCCAAGAGGUGAACGACUACCUCGCACUGAAGACCGAAGAUGAGCAGCGGCGCUGGUUUUACUCUCAAUGCCUAGCUGCAAAGAUGAAUGCCGCAGAUCAGGCAAAGGCCCGGAAAAUCUUGGUUUCCGACCUUUACAUGAAAGUGAAAUCUGCGGCGCUACCGGUCGGAAGUUGGACGAUGUUCAUUCGUGGAGAGCUUGAUUUCUUGGCCAGGGCCAAUGUCCCCGACAAGUUGGCGAAGGAUUUGGCGGAUCCAUAUUGUGAUCCAUCUGUCAGGCUGUGCGUGACACGCCUGCUUGGAUUCAUCGCAGGCGCGAUCCAGCCCAUUCUAUGUCCGGAGCUAUUUGCCAGAACAUUCCGCGUCACCAGGUGGACACCCUUGCUUCAGGACAGCUCUGCGCCCAAAGCUUCGCAACCAGAAAACUACGUGGGUCCAGCAGGGCUCCGUAGAAGUAUGAGCGUGAGCAAAGAAACACCAUUCAGCUCGAUCAUGAACCAUAAUCAGGAGAUGGUGUCGCUCGUCAGCGCGACCCAAAAUGAGGUGGCCAAGGGGGCCAUGGAUGCCUGGGCCACGAUCCUGCAGGCUUCUUUUCCUCCACGGCAUUUCUUUGCAACGAUCACAUCCAUCACAGAGAAGAAUGUGGCUGUUAUGCUCGUGCUUGUCGCUGGUUUCAGGGGCGUACCCCUGGCACUGACGAGGCUGCUUCUGAGAGUGGUAAGAGACCAGACACCUCCAGCGGAAUUCUACCAGAUGUCCUGCCUUGCGAACACAGUGUCUUCCAUCAAGGGCAAGGACACAGAAGACCUGUGCCCGUCGCCUUGUGUGUAUGAGCAGGAGCCAAUAGGAGCCAUGGGGUUCACAAAGAAGGUUGCCCAGGAGCCUCCAGAUUGGCAGCAAUUCUAUGUGAACUAUGAGGAACUGAAGCAGGCCGUGGUGAAGAUGGCCGAGGAGGAGGAAGAAGAUUUGGCUUCUGGACGAGGACGCCUUAUGACGGCAGACAUGCUGGACGACACGACGAAGAUGGGGCGCUUCCAAGGAAUGCUACGCGCAGAGCUAAACAAGGUGAAUGACUUUGCGUGCGUGAAGCACGAAGACAUCUUCCUUGGCCUGCGCAAGGUGUGUGCCCAAUGCAAGAAACUGCAGCCAGACGAAAUCGAAAACAAGGCAGCCAACAUUCGAGAGCUGGGCGAACAGAUUGUCCAUUUGGACUCGUUCGUCCGCCUGAAUUACAUGGGGUUCCAGACUCUGACCGAGAAGUUUGACGACCUCCUGGGAACCGCAGGGAGCGCACUGUUCGUGUCAGGUUUGCACUGCGAGCCUUUCUGCAACAUCCGCUUCGACGACAUUCUGAUUUUGCUGGGCUUGGCAUGGGCGCUUUGGCGAACCGCCCAGUCCACAGAGCAGAGCAAGGAUGCGACAUGGAAGCCGCCGGAGAGUUUCAUCCGGAACACCUCGAAGUAUUGGGUGGCACCCGAGAACGUGGUUCUUCUGAAGACACGCAUUGUGGAGCACUUACCGUAUUUGAUCUUUGGUGCAUCGCAAACGGAGCAAGAGAAGCUCCUGGAACCGUUUGCGUUGCUGGAUCUCGAGUAUGAUGGCCUUGAUGACCAAAAGGCUCUCAGUGCCUACUCUGGCACCAUGGAGGAGUCACAGCUUCUCAGCUCCGUGUACUUCGACAGUCCCGAGGCCACCAGCUACCAGGAGCGGAUCCGUCGCGAAGAAAGUGCUCGGUUGGUAAGGUUCCGCUGGUACGGAGAGAACAACCAGGAACCCGACAAAGAGAUCUACGUGGAACGAAAGAUCCACCACGAGGGCUGGGGUGGUAAGAAGUCGGCGAAAGAGCGAUGUGUGAUUCCUCAGGAGGAUAUCUUUAACUUCAUGAAGGGCAAGUUUGACAUUGACGGGUAUUUCAAGCAGCUGGCGGAGCAGGGCAUGUACUCCGAGAAGGCCCGGAAGAACAUGAAGGCCAUCGCAGUGGAGGUGAACUAUCUCAUCCAAGAAAAGAAGCUGCAGCCCAUCAUUCGCACAUCAUACUACAGAUGCGCUUUUCAGCUGGCAACUGACAACAAAGUCCGCAUCUCUCUUGACACGCAGAUGUCUCUCCUCAAUGAGUACAUGGCAGGCGGUCACCAAAACAAGCCCUGGUGCCAUGUCGCGUCGGACAGCUUGCAGCGGGACGACGUCUACCGCUUCCCGUAUGCUAUCCUCGAGAUCAAGCUGCAGGACGUUUCUGAAGCCCCGCUCUGGCUUCGGCAGACAUUGAACGACAUCGGCGCGAUCCAAGUUCACAAGUUCUCCAAGUUUCAGCAUGCCAUGGCCUUCCUUCAUCCGCAGCGGGUGCCGAUCCUGCCGCACUGGCACAAAGACUUUCAGGAAUGGCAGAACAAGAAGGAAGAUGCUCAAGCCAGCUUGAAGCGCCGGCAGAAACUGAGCGCGAAAGAACGAAUCCAGAUGAGCAAGGGGUCCUCCUUCACGGAGCAGGACCUGAAUGUUCCAGUUGUGGAGAAGGUGGUCGCUCCUCAGGGCGAGGGCCAUUUCCUGAAGGACAUGGAAAAUUUGGAUCCGAAGGCCGUCUUCGCAAACGAGCGGACCUUACUUCACUAUGCGGAGAAAGGCAUGUACGUCGCUGCGGUGGCGGUUGUCACCAUCAACCAUCACAGCAAGGACAUCAAGAUCUUUGGGCUGGCGCUUUCGGCCCUGACUGCCGCCUACUAUGUGUGGAUCCUCGUGGCUUAUUUCCAUCGGCUCAAAGAGAUCACCGGGCGCUCCAAGGUGGUCAAGAACCGUGAAGCUCGCUUGGAUUGGGAAGUCGGCCCAUGGCUGGCAGCCGGCAUGGUCUUGGUGGUGCUUGUCUACACCUUGAGCAAGGCCUGGACAAGAGCCAACGAUCACCAUCACCAAUGA